This is a messenger RNA of Brassica oleracea var. oleracea, 1132 nucleotides long. Its product is annotated as eukaryotic translation initiation factor 5B-like. Gene Ontology annotation, molecular function: translation initiation factor activity. Bases 58 to 951 code for a protein of 297 amino acids. The transcript has 7 exons. The record is from RefSeq and is a predicted model, not a curated record. Lineage: Eukaryota; Viridiplantae; Streptophyta; Magnoliopsida; Brassicales; Brassicaceae.
CAGACAAAUAAAUUCCUUCCGCCGCUGGAUUUCUUCACCGACCAACAAUAACCAUUCAUGGCGAAUCGGAGUGACGAUGUGACUAGGUUAAUGGAUCGAGAUGUUGGUACGAUACCUAAUUAUUCUGGAGAAGAAAGCUCUGGGAGGGAGGAGUCUGAAAGCUUUGGAAAAGAAAUCUAUAUUAUGGAUUUUAAGAGAAGUGGCGAGGGUGUUCUUGCUGUAGCUUCUACCACUUAUUCCUUGAAUGAAUUGGUCGAGUUCUUGGAAUCCCCGACCGUGAAGAUUCCUGUUGGAGCUCUGGACUUAGGAACGAUCACCCCUGUGGAGAUCUGGAAGGCCUUUGAAAUGAGUGACCGGAAACGCUACUUCUCCACUAUCUUGGCCUUUGAUGUGGACGUUACUCCUGAGGCAAUUCAACUUGCGGAACAGUUGCAAGUCAAAGUCAUCUGUGGUGGUAUGCUUGAAAGGCUGCAUUACCAGUUCAAAGAACAUAUCGAAGAGCUGGGAGAGGACCCUAUAAUGGAGGAUGAAGCAAUCUUCCCAGGCAUCCUCAGCAUCUUACCCAAAGCUGUGUUCAGCAAGGAAGACCCUAUUGUCCUCGGUGUCUUAGUUGUUGAGGGUUUCAUUAAGGUAGGAGUUCCCAUAUCCUAUGUCCGGACUGCUGGUUGUCUGGAUUUAGGACGUAUUGCAUGGAUUGAGAAACACCGCCAACCCGUCGAUGUUGCUAGUCUAGGCGAUACCGUCAUUAUCAAGAUUGUUGCAUCAUCAAACCCGGAAGAAAAGAGACAAGCACUUAGCUUUGGAAGCCAUUAUGACACUAGUGAUGAUAUCCUUGUCACUCGUAUUUCUAGGGGAUCUCUCUUUGCCCUCCGAGAUCAUCACAAGGAUAAACUAUCCUUCAGCGACAUGAAAGUGCUUUCUGAUCUCAAACGCGUUCUCAAUAUCAAGUAAUAUAUGAGAGACCACGCAAUAAGGGGACUCAGUUGAGUGUUCGCCAUCCCAUUGCUAUCUUAUCGCUCACUCUUUCAUCACUUGCUAUGCUUUAUUUGCCUAGCCUAGUGCUAAUACUUUUACUUAUAUUGCCAAAUGAUAAGAUUAUAAAAUAGUUGAGUAAGUUUUAGCGCUAUUUCUU